AUGAGCACAUUCAAGCCUAUUGUGACUAUAACACGCCCUUCUCUCUCUCAUCCUCUCUACCUCUCAUCCUCUCUCCCUCUCAUCCGCCCUUCCUCUCGUCCUCCCUUCCUCUCGUCCUCCCUCCCCUUCUUCCGACCUCCCCCUCAUCCGCCCUUCCUCUCAUCCGCCCAUCCUCUCAUCCUCCCUUCAUCUCAUCCUCCUUUCCUCUCAUCCUCCCUUCCUCUCAUCCGCCCUUCUCUCUCUCAUCCUCCCGCCCUUUCAUCCGCCCUUCCUCUCGUCCUCCCUUCCUCUCGUCCUCCCUCCCCUUCUUCCGACCUCCCCCUCAUCCGCCCUUCCUCUCAUCCGCCCAUCCUCUCAUCCUCCCUUCAUCUCAUCCUCCUUUCCUCUCAUCCUCCCUUCCUCUCAUCCGCCCUUCUCUCUCUCAUCCUCUCUACCUCUCAUCCUCUCUCCCUCUCAUCCGCCCUUCCUCUCGUCCUCCCUCCCCUUCUUCCGCCCGCCCCCUCAUCCGCCCUUCCUCUCAUCCAACCUUCCUCUCAUCCGCCCUUCCUCUCAUCCUCCUUUCCUCUCAUCCGCCCUUCCUCUCAUCCUCCCGCCCUCUCAUCCUCCUUACUUCCCUUCCUUUCGCCCAUGGCCCCAUCCCUCCACCUGCUUUUCUCGCUGCGUUCACCUUAG
Messenger RNA from Closterium sp. Naga37s-1, 672 nucleotides. The record is from the annotation of a GenBank genome assembly. NCBI's taxonomy places the organism in Eukaryota, Viridiplantae, Streptophyta, Zygnematophyceae, Desmidiales, Closteriaceae.